AUGUUCUUUUUAUAUUAUACACAUAUCAGUGACAUUGACAGAUGUCCAUUCUCGUCAUGUACAGUGUGUUGUAUGGACAAGGAUUGAAAAUAACUAUAAAAUGCAGUCUGUUGUCAAGGCUGUAUGGCACAAUGGAUUACAAAGACAAAGAAGUGGUUUGGAUUAAGCUUUCAAGGUUCCCAUGGUGGCCAGCACAGGUGGUUAUAGAUGACAAUCCAGACAGCACAGACCAAGACAAGAUGCCGAAUGUUUUAUUUGUCAAAUUUUUUAAUGAAGAGUAUAUAGAAGAAGUUAAAAAUCCAUCCAAAAUGAAAAGAUUUGAAUGCAUUGAAAAAGAUAGCUUCAUUUCAAAAGGUCUUUUAAUCACUGAUGAAGAAAGGAAGAAAUUAUUUACAGAAGCGUUGAAAAUGGCUAACAAUGCAGUCAAUGGAAAUACUAACAUGUCUGUCAUGUCACCAUCAAAACAUCAACCUAGUGAAAGCAAUAGUGAACUGACUAAUACAAAUUUAUCAACAAGUCUUCCAGUAGUUCCCAGCGAAAAUUUAAAUCACAAUAAAAUAAGUUCAGAGAAUUCAUCCAUUCCAAAUCAGUCCUGCUAUCAAGCCUUUAAAACAACCAAACUACAGCAGAGAAUUAACUGGGACAAACCUAUUCCAGAUUGUGAGGAAAACCAAAAUGUGAGAGUUACUAACAAUGAAAAUCUGCAUUGUAGUGAAAAUUGUAAUGACGUUGUAAGUAAAAGUGUUAAUGUAAAUGGUGCUAAAACAAAGACUAAUGUUAUAAAAGUGAAGAAAAAUUUCUCCUGUAAAAAGCGUAAAUUAACAUUUGACGAAAAUGUAAAUGAACAAUCAAAGCAGCAUAAAAAGGUGAUGCAGAAGACAGUACUUAAAUCAGAGCUUCCACCAGAUUUGUCCAGAACUUCUACACCAAAGCUCAGUAUUAAAAAGAAUUUUACUGGAACUAGUCAAUCAAAAAAUAAUAUCAUCAAAACAUUUACUAAACUGUCCCAGAAGAAGAAUAAUGAAAAUGUGAAACCAAAAAGAGGACGUCCAAAAUCUAAGUCACUUCCAAAAUCAGAUGCCAUAACAAAAAGUGAAAAUGCACAGACGCCUAAAUGUUUAAAAUGGGAGGAUUCAUUUGAAUUGCCUACACCAAGCCUUAGUCAGAGUGCUACUUGUACGUCAUUCUUAGCAACAUCUAGAUUUGAUCCAAACUUAGAUAAAGAGGAAUGUGACUCAAGUUCAGACUCUGAUACAGAUCUUCCUGAAGGACUAUCACCUAUAACUGGUGCUGAAUAUCCUAUAGCUGAGAAGGACAUUGUGUGGUUGAUAUGGCUGAAAUUUCCAGCAUGGCCAGCCUUUGUCAGACGUGUCUACAGAAAAAAGCGGAGAAUCCAUAAGCUGUCACUUACUUUCAUUGAAGGAUGUACUAAAAUGCCAAAUAGACUGAGAGUAACAUACAGAUGUAAGACUGUUGUUCCAUUCAUUGAUAAACAGAAACAAAAGUUUAUUGACCAGGGAGAGAGUAGUAUCCAUGAUCCUGAGAUGAGGAGGAAGUUCAGGGAAGCAUGUGAGAAGGCAGAGAGCUUCCUCCACCAGAGGGCUCUGUUUUCUCUAAACAAAGAGGAAUUCUCUUUUUUCUCCAGAGAAAGUGAUGAGGAGGAAGAGAUAGACAGUGAUACUAAUAUGCAAAUAAACAGUGGACCAAACUCAUCUGAUACUGAAAACCGACUCAGUGACUCUGAAGAUGUACUAUCUAGUAGUCCUUCACCAAAUUAUAACUCCUUGGAACCAUCAGCAAAGGAGAUAGCAAGAAUAAGAAAAAUGACAGAGAAACAGUCAAAACUGGUGGAAUUUGUCAAGUCAGAAGAAAUGAAGAAUUAUCUAUUGGAUAUUUUUCAUGAAAGAAGAAAGAGUGAAUUACAUCAAAAGUUUAUUCAUGGCACAGUGAAGGAGAAAAAUAGUUUGCGGUAUGCAGGGUUUGGUCCAAUUUACAAUGAAGAACAGGAAGAAGAAAUUGUAGAAAUAUUGAAAGAUUGGCUUUAUGAAUUACCAAAGAAAGAUAUCCCAGAUAUUUCUUAUGUUCUAGAUGUUUGGAUACCUGAGGCAAUUGUAUAUGCACUAAUUAAAACGAAAUCCUAUGGCAGAACGAAAGCUAAAGAACAAUUUUAUAAAGGUGUUUAUAUGACAAAGAGUGAGAGAGAGAGACAACAUCAAUCGUUGAUGGAGUUUCGUGGUUAUACGGCUGAAGAAAAAGAAGAAGCUUUACAAAAGUCACAGCAAAGGAUGGAAACCUUUAAAUAUAAAUAUGGUUUAACAUAGAAACAUUGAAACUAAGCUGUCUUUCCUAUGUGAAAAUUUAUCAAAUUAUUAUUGUGCAUGGUUUACAGUAUAGCUGACUCCAAACAAUAAAUCACAUCAUCACUGAUAAAUACAGAGAUGUUCAGAGUGGGGAGGGAUAAAAAAAAUUAAGAAUAACAUACAACACAGUCAUCUGUCCACAUUAUUUGGUGUAUAUUGGUAUGAAUUGAUAGAGGAUUUUGCAUAUUAUGAGAAAGUCUAGAAAUUUAAUCAAGAAAAAAGCUGUAACUUUAGACCAGGAGAUAAUUUUUUUUAAAUUUGAUUGAAGACUUUUGGGAUUUUAAUUGUGUAGUCUAUUAAAAAAACUCAAUGUAUUUCCAUUUUUUAUAUCCUAUUCCAGUAUCAAAACCCAAAGGAGACGCUUUACUACUUUGCAUUUGGAAACAGUGUCAAGGUAAUAAAAAAUGCUUUGGCACAAAGUUACACUUUCAUAAUCAUAUUAAAUGAUGACAAUCAUUACUGAAUUAUUUCUUGUAAAACUCAUGUUUUUUUUGUUUUUUUUAUCUUUACACAAAAUUUUUCAACUAAAACAACAAUCUUUGUUUAUAUUUGAAUUGAAAUACAGUUGAUCUCUUGUUCUAAGCAGGGGUUGACUGGAAAUUCAAUUAGCUUUGAGAUAAGUUAUAAAGUUAUGUUCCAGACCAUAUGAGUAUUUGGACCCUAUGCGUUCUAAUAUUCUAAACAAUUGUCCUCCCACAUUAUGUUAAUCUUCCGAUAUCGUCAAUUUUAAUGAUCAUGAUUCAAUUAAUGUAUUACUGAUCGACAUGCUAAAAACAAGAUAUUAACAGAUUUAAUUAGCAUGAAUUUUUGAAAUAGUUUAAAAAUAAAGUUUUUAUUUUAAUUACAAUUGAACUUUUCCAUAUUAAUUUGAGAGUUAAGUUAUGUUGAUCUGUUACCUGCAUUUGUAACUUAUAAACUUAAGCAACUUCUUAAUGAUAUUAAUCAGACUGUACGCGUGCGGUCCAACUGUAUGAGUAUUUUGAAAACUUUUUGUCCAUCCCUCUGUGGGAUUCGAACUCACACCUUUGAUACACUACAGCACCAAUCGCUUAGCGUCAUGUCCAGCGCUCUAGACCACUUGACCACAUCUGCUAUAUAAAAAAUAUAACUUCAAUAGUCGUAGUGUUACCUUGUCACGGAAGGGAGAAUCUAGAGAUAGACAUAAGACAUGUGUUUAAGCGUAUGAAGAUGUUAUAUUGUUAUUUUAUACACAAUGUAUUUUUUAUUUUUUUUCAAUAUAUAUUUAUUAGUGUUGUCAAAUCGUACACUUUUGCCUAACCGGUUACUUGGAUAAUUGUUUGACUGAUUAACUGGUUAACCAGUAGUUUAUGUUGAUGUUUGAAGGCCUUAUCUAUAGUACUCUACACAGAUAUAUAGAAGAUGUGGUAUGAGUGUUAUAUAUAUAAUGUUACGGUCAUCCAAGUCAUACAUUUAAGUUUUUAUAAUACGCUGAAUUGAAGUUCAGUCUCCUUUGGUAUUAUAAGGCUUGUUUGUGAAGAUUCCUGGAGAAGUUUGACUUUAAAUAAUCAAAUUCACCGUAUCAACUAUGGGGUUUGUACUUAAUUCAGAUUGAAAAAUUUAAAAACCGUCUUGAUCUCGUAGAAUUUUAAUAUGUCUGAAACUGAUGAUUCUUUCAUUUUCUUUUGUUGUCUCUGAAAAUAAUGAGGAGUGUUUCAAUUUGAAAUGAUUAAGCCAAAACUUGUUUCUCAUAUAGUUUUGCAAUUCACCAUUUUUGAGUUAGCAUUUUGUUUAAAGUAUGACAAAGCCUUGCACAACGGAGAUUGCACAUUCAGUUUUAGGUCUACACAAUAUAAGAACAAAAAUGAAAUAAUAAAGUAAAUUGUAAAACUUUAUCGUAUUACUGAUUUUAAGUUACUGUUAACAAAACAUAUAUACUAAUUAUGUUUCCUUAAGAUCUUGCCCCGACCUGAGAGACAAGUUAUAAGGUUUUUUUUGGGUUUUUUUUAUUAACAAUAGCAAUCAAUUUACUGGAUAAUUGAUCUAUCAAGUUAAUUACCAGGUCGGCAAUUUUUAAAGACAACAUAACUAUUUAAUGAUUUCAUUACAAAAUAUCAAAUCUAUCAAAAUUGAAAAAAAAGUCUGGUUAAUCGGUAAGCGUUUUCUGGUAUUUGGUAUUUGGUCGUUCAAACGGUUAACCAGUUAACCGGUUGACUGUUGACAACACUAAUAUAUACCCAGGUUAGUGUCUUCCUUCAGUGAUUUUCUUUACCAAAUCAAUAACUUUAUAAACAUAGUCUGAGAGGUUCAAUAAUGUAAAUAUUCAUACCCAGGUCCUCAUCUCCCUUCAAAUAUCUCCUAUAUUUCUGAUUUUGUAUGAUUCUGAAAUCCAUGAAUUUAGUUGUAAACAUUGUCUACUUUAUUGCUUAGGGUUUUUUUUUCUAGAAAGAAGGCUAUGGGAAUAAGCUUAAUCCAAUUAAUUAAUUAUUUUUUUUAUUAAAUCAACAUGUUUACAGCUUAAAAUAAUACAAACAAUUUUUGAUGUCAAAAUCAAAGAGGUAUUAUAAUCAUUUAAAUGCAACUUUUCAGUUUUAUUGGUUUGAAAGUUGUAAUUAUGGAAGUUAAGUACUAACUACAAUUUUCUGCUACACUGGGUUUAAAAGAACAUUAUUUUCACAUGACUCUUUUCAUACGACUGCAAAAAUAUUUUGGGAUUGUAUAAUGGUAUGAUGUUGUCGUUGUCUGCGUCGUCUGAAGACAUAUUUGGUUUCAGGACAAUAACUAGUUUAUGUGAAUGGAUCUCUUUGAAAUUUAUUAAGAAGGUUCAAUACCACAAAAGGAAGGUUGGGAUUGAUUUUGAUAAUGGUGGUCAAAACUGUUUAGAAAUUAGGGGCCCAAAAAGGGCCCAAAACAAGCAUUUUUUCUACUUUCAGGAUAAUACCUUGUGAAUAAGUAUUUCAAUUGAUCUAUAAUAGUACCACAAUGUUUAGUACUACACAUUGAAGGUUUGGAUUAAUUUGGGGGGUUAUGGUGCCAAAAGUUUAGAAAUUAAGGACCAAAAAGGGACCAAAAACAAGCAUUUUUGUAGUUUCUGGACAAUAACUUGUGUUUAAUUUUAUGGAUCUCUCUGAAAUUAAAAUUAUAUUGAAAUGGUUCCAUACUACAAUGGAAAGGAUGGGAUCGAUUUUGGGGUUAAUUGCUCCAAGGGGGAUUCAAAAAGUUUGGUGGGGUUCCAUAUUUUUUCUUUCAAAUUUCAAAUUUUUGAAAAGUUUCAAGAAAAAGUUUUUAAUUGCACAGUAUUGCACAAUAGUUUGUUAGGUCUUGACAUUUGAAUGGUGUCAGAAACCUAUUUUAUGUCAAAAAUUUUAUCAAAAUAUUAAUUCAGACAUUAUCAAGCUUGAAUAUUGUGUCCAAUCUUGCCCCAACUGUUCAGGGUUCAACCUCUGCCGCGUAACUGGCUGCGCUCUGUGAAGCAUUUUAUUGUCUGUUUGAUUUAUGAGAUUCAUGUAAUUUCUUUGAUUAUUGUUCAUUCUAAAGUUGUUAAUUACAGAAUAACUAAUCGAAAUAUUCAAAUAGAGAAAAAUAUUCAACGAGUGACCAAACAUAACAUUAAUUCAGGAAUCCACAUAGCGCACAAGUUAAUUAUCAGUGUUGUUCAGUCACGAGUUGAAUAUUUUUUUGAUAUGUGAAUUCUUUAAUUAGUUAUUCUUUUUAUUACAUUGGAAAAUGGCUUUUUUUUUAAAGAAAUUAAUGUAAAACAUGUAAGGAACUAUAUAUUUUUUCUAUGCAUUCACAAUUUGUUUUGAUCCGCCGUUAUUGACAUCUUGACAACGCCUAUUGUUGUAUGAUGUCAGAGAGUGAAAUAACCAUGUUUAUUUCACAUGUGAAAUUAUCGUUUUUUUUUAUUUAACUGGGAAAUCAAUGUUAUUCAUUGCAACCAAUGUAAUAAAUAUCUUUCGUUAAUCAUUGUGUUCAUUUGUCUUUGAAAAAACUAGUCACUGAAUCUACUCCAAUUUUGUGGGAUUUCUUUAUGCUAUUUGAUUGGACAAUCCAUAUAAAAUGUGCCAUAUUUUCCAAACCUGUUGUUUGAAAAAAAGCUUGUUGACCUAUCAUUUUUAUGCCCCAGCUAUGAUAGUAGAGGGACAUUAUGUUAUCUGGUCUGUUUGUUUGUCGGUCUGUUUGUAUGUCCAUCUGUCCCGCUUUAGGUUAAAGUUUUUGGUCAAGGUAAUUUUUGAUUAAGCUGAAGUCCAAACAACUUGAAACUUGGUGCACAUUUCCUUAUAAUAUAGGAUUUCUGCCUGGAAGAGGAAACAUGUUCUGUUAUCACUGAUAUAGAUUUUUAAUGCCAACCUUAGAUAGUAGAGGGGCAUUUUGUUUUCUGGUCUGUGGGUCCCUUCGUCUGUCUGUCUGUUCGUCCGUUCGUUUAUCUGUCUGUCCCGUUUCAGGUUCUUCUGUUAUGAUAGCAUUUUUUCAUAAUUUUUUCUUCAUCUAACCAAAAAAAGACUCAUGCACCUAUGUUUUAAUUCGCUGUUUCAGAAUCUAAUGCAGUCUGGGUAUUAUUUUGAAAAGCGUUCACCAAAACAUUGUUGUUGGUUUAAAACGGUAUAAACAAUGGAAAUCCAUUCAAUGACACAACUAUUUAGAUUCUGAAAAGGUGAAUUCCUGGGUCUGUUUAUAUAUAUAAUUACUAAAUACAGUGUACUAAAUAUCAACAUCAGUUUAUUAAUGUAUUGUCUGCCAUGUUUUAUAUAUGUUUGUUUAUGUCCUCUUGUGCACUCUGGUGUCAGGAUGAAUAAAAAUAUCUUCCUUCCUUGAAGAAUACCUUUAGGUCAGAAAAUUACAAUCAUAGGUUGUUGACCACCUUCAAUGAAAAUAGAAUGGCUUGUUGAAAAAUUUGUUUGUGGUUUUAUAAAUCAUGUUUGAUAAGUGAAGUUUAAGGUUUUAUGUUUAACACUACAGGGAGAUAACUCGGUAAAAUUCAGCUAAAUGUUUUAAUCACAUUGUAUUGUUAAGGAAAUAUUAAGCUUCUCAAUGAUCAAAAAUAGUGUUUGUUAAACUGCUAUAUAACCAAUGAUUUUUUUCUUAUAAAGACGUAGGUUCAAAUUUUUUAUAUUUUUGUCAAGGGUUCCAAUUUAACAUUUUGUCAAUUUUUUAUGAAAAUUAAACAAGCCAAAUUAAUAUUAGUCGAAGUGUUGGGUACCAUCUAAAUACAGAUAAUAUAGAAAAAAAAUCUUUUAUUGCCAUAGAAUUUAUAUACAUAUGUUCUUUACUUUCUUUAUUUUACAAUUUAUUAAUUGUUUUAUUUGAAUUGUGAAUAUGUAAGCAUAUGUUGAUAUAUGCAAAUUGUAAUAUAGAACUGAGGACAUAAUAUGGAUUUUUAAAAUAUUUUUUAGAAAUUAAUUUUUGGUUUAUUGUUGUCUAAAACACACAUCUGUUUAUUAAAUGUAACUAAUAAUAAAUCUUUGUUCUGUUUAAAUAAUAAACAGUAUGUGGAAUUAA
Molecule: messenger RNA, 7817 nt
Organism: Mytilus trossulus (common blue mussel)
Lineage: Eukaryota; Metazoa; Mollusca; Bivalvia; Mytilida; Mytilidae
Exons: 15
Coding region: 42-2321 (759 amino acids)
Source: RefSeq, a predicted model, not a curated record